AGGUACCCAUGUUUUCAGUGAUCAUCUUUUUUCUAAGUGAUUGUUUUCUAAGGAGAGAUUGUAACGUGAUCUUAUGUUGUUACAGGAAUGGAAGCAUUAGAAACCUGUAUAGGUUAUUGGGAGGAUGCCUUAUCCUCCUACAGAACCAGGGAAGGCAGCAUAGCGGCUGUUUUGUCAGGAGAUGAAGCAGCCUUCUGUGAUGAUCUACGACGUCUGUUGGAAAUGGCUGUAGAUCUACAAGAAAAUUCUGAAGCCCUGUUCCUAGACGAAAGGUCGGUUCUCUUCCGAAGAGACUCACAGUCCAAUGGAAGAGCCUCAGCCCAGGCAGCUGGAUUUGAUACGGAUCUUUCUGGCGGUAGAGAGUUUCGCAUCUGCUCAAGACGUGGUCGCAGAUCUACGUGAGUUUGAAGAAUUUGCGGAAUAUUUCCCAGAUGUGGAUGCAUAUCCUUUGUACCAGUCCGCUCUACGAAGGUUAGAAGGUACUACGAAUGAUGGUUCUGGAGGUAUACCUUGUCGCACGCUACGUACUGAGGUGGUUAGAUGCGGUGGAGACGGAGAAUAUUUGGCAAAACUGCACUGCCUACGAUUGGCUUUUCAGCAUUUACUCAAAGAUGCUGGGAGGUACGCUUGGUUUGCAGACUGCUGGAAGGCAGGUUUUGGCUGAUCUUUUGCUGUAUGCCGACAAAGAUCCCAAAGAUUUCCUUAUAGGUGUGUACCACAAACAGAAUUACAUUGCAAUUUUCUAAAGUAUCCUAGCUCUUCUCCCGCCUACGCACUUCUUCC
Molecule: messenger RNA, 783 nt
Organism: Acanthoscelides obtectus
Lineage: Eukaryota; Metazoa; Arthropoda; Insecta; Coleoptera; Chrysomelidae
Source: the annotation of a GenBank genome assembly